AUGGUGGAAGGUGAUAUAGUGGCAAAAUGGACAGUUCCACUACAAGACAAGUAUGGAGAGAUACCGUAUUUUCAUCAUAUAAGCAUUAAGGUUUAUCGAAUAGAGUUUGAGCAUGGCACAACAACGGGAAAACGAGUAAUACGAGUUGAUGGCAAGGAAAUUUUACGACGUGACUGGAUGUUCAAGUUGGUUGGUAAGGAGUCAUUCCAGCUGGGGAAAAUGAAAUGUACGAUCACCGUAGAAGCGCUCGGCACAUUUGCUUACGAAUAUUCGCUGGAGGUAAACGGGAAAAACUAUGAGAAAUUUCGCGAGGAACAAAGUAAAAAAUUGUUGUGUUGGGAAACUCAUAUCGGUGGAGAGGAGACAAGAAUCGUUCUAGACAAAGAAACAAUGGAGGUAUGGGUGAACGGGAACAAAAUCGAUACGGCUGGGGAAUUCGUUGCGGAUGGCACAGAAACUCAUUUCGAAGUGGGACGACAUGUUUGUAAAAUUCGUGCAACGAGUAGUGGUCGGAAGAAAAUCGGCGUUGUCCACGAUCUCUACGUGGAUGGGGAACCGAUUCCGUUGAUGACAUUCUCGAAAACUCGAUGA
This is a messenger RNA of Necator americanus (New World hookworm), 591 nucleotides long. RefSeq lists its product as uncharacterized. The record is from RefSeq and is a predicted model, not a curated record. The transcript is spliced from 6 exons. Gene Ontology annotation, biological process: negative regulation of extrinsic apoptotic signaling pathway via death domain receptors; canonical NF-kappaB signal transduction; positive regulation of neurogenesis. Lineage: Eukaryota; Metazoa; Nematoda; Chromadorea; Rhabditida; Ancylostomatidae. Bases 1 to 591 code for a protein of 196 amino acids.